Molecule: messenger RNA, 642 nt
Organism: Exophiala bonariae
Lineage: Eukaryota; Fungi; Ascomycota; Eurotiomycetes; Chaetothyriales; Herpotrichiellaceae
Exons: 3
Coding region: 1-642 (213 amino acids)
Source: RefSeq, a predicted model, not a curated record
AUGGCGGCCCCUCCAGAAGUGACGACGAAAAACCUGUCGGGGAAAUGGGUCAUGAACAAAAGCCUCUCCGAUGAUGUGGACGCAAUGUUAGCCCUACAAGGACUCAGCUGGUUUACUCGCAAAGCAAUCAGUCUUGCGACCGUGGUGCUCACGAUCAAAGAGUACGAGAAGGAAUCCUUCUACCAUGUCGACAUUACCUCGGUCGCAAGUGGGCUCUCAACCACGCAGGAGGAUCGUACAAUUGACUGGACAGAGCGAGACCAUGCAGAUCGGAUCUUUGGGAAUGUCAAAGGGAAAUCCCGCUGGUGGAAAACAGGAUCAUUCGAGAAGAUAACCCCCGGGGGUGAGGAGUUGGCAGUCUUUCUGCGGGCAGAGAAAUUAAAGGAUGGGAAGACAGACUCCAAGUUUCUAGAUGACGAACACAUACAAAGCUGGGCUAAGAACGUGGACAGUGGUGGCGGGUGGUCUGCAGAACAGAACUGGGGGUUCGAGGAGAUUGAUGGAAAGAGAUACUAUACUCGGCGGAUUGUGGUUGAGAAAGGUGGCAAGGUCCAGAUGGCUAGACUGGUGUACAACUACACUGGUAAGCUCGAUGACAAAAAGGAAGAAGAUGAUCAAGAUCUGGCGUAUGGUGAGGAAUAA